AUGGAUUAAAUUGCGAAUAUCAUACUUGAGGAGCACGACGGAGUCAUAUACAGGCUAAGUCAUUACUUUGAAGUCAAAGAACUUCUUGGCAAAGGAGGAUUUGGCAUUGUCGUUUCAGCCUACGAUAAGUAUAAAAAUGAGAUGGUGGCUUUGAAAAUAGCUAAAAAAGGUAAUGAUUCUGAGUUCUCAGCUUUGAAGAAGGAAGCCAAAAUUUUAGAAAAGCUAAGGCAUCCCAACAUCGUUGAAUUUAAGUUCGUAAUAAACUAACGAUAAAAGUUAAUAUAGUUCAAAGUAUAUCAUGACUAUGCAUUCCUGGGAUUGGAGAGACUAGAGGGUAUAUCACUAGAAAAAUUUAUAAAGAAGCGCUAAAAAAACAAAAUGGAUUCAGAGGGUGAAGAAGAGGACACAUAGUAAUGGGAUGAUCGCUGUGCACAAAUAAUGAAUCAGGUGCUGACUGGACUGAACUAUGUGCACUCUAAGAAUUUGAUACAUAGGGAUUUGAAGCCUAAAAAUAUUGUGAUCGAUAGGAAGACACUAAAAGUCAAGAUUAUUGAUUUUGGAUUGGCCAUAAGAGCAGGCAAGGAUAAUGAAGAUCAAAGAUGUGGCACAUUGUUGUAUCAAGCCCCUGAGUAGUUGUUUGCAACUAAUCAAUAUUCGAAGGCAGUUGACAUGUGGGCUUCAGGCAUCAUAAUAUUUGAGCUUUUAACAAAAGGAGAGCAUCCGAUUUUGCAAAUGAUGGGUAUUAGUAAAGAGAGAUUUUUAAGAAAAGGUUCUGAUGAUUACAGAGAUCAAUACAGAUACUUUGUCAAGGAUACUCAUAAAGUUGUAAUCAGAGAGAGUGAGCCUGUCAAGCGAAAAAAUUUAAAUAUAAAAUCGAUACAACUCAUGGAAAAUUUGCUAAGCAUAUCUCAAAGUGUGAGAUAUAAAUCUGAGGAGAUUCUUUAGCAUCCGUGGUUGAGCAGAGAAUUUGAAAAUCCGAUACCUGAGAGUCCUCUCAAUAAAAAGAUCAAACUUAUCAAUGCUUAUCAGAAACUCACUAAGGCCUUUGCUACUAUACUAGCUGUAACAAUCUUAACAACUGAGAAGUAAGAAGAAAGACCUACUAUGACUCCAUCAGUACCAGAUGAAUUAAUCACAAUCAGUAAACGAAGAAAUAGUUAAAAAUCAAACUAUGCUAUCAACAAAGAAAAAGCGAACAUAAACCUUGUAAUUACAAACUAAGUAUACAACUACAACAUCUACCGGAAAAAGCUAUACAAUAUUUCAGAGAAAAACUAAGAACAAUUGGAAGAGGAGGAAAAGAAUCAAGUCACUGAGUUUGAUGACAGGUUCAUUCGAUCAUAAAUGUUUAGUGUAAAUCAAACAACCAUUGAUUACGAUGCGUAUAAUGACGAGACUAAUCUCAACGUUGAAGAGGUUAAUGAGGAGACUAUAGGUACGAUACAUUCAGGGUUUGAUUCAAGACUUGACAUGAAGCACAUACAUGCAAAGACAGUGCUAGUGGCAAGUGACUAUUACCCUGUUCAAGGUCCAGAUUCAAACGGAAGCAGUCUGGAGAGAAACAUCAAAUGCCUCACUCGUCAGAACUACCCUCUGCACUACUAAAGCCUGGCAAUUCUUUCACCUGUGAAGGAGGUUGAAACCCCUUAAGAUUAGAACAACAGCGGCAAAGCCAUAAAUCUGUCGCAAGCCAAUAUUAAGCAGCAUGAAACACAGCCUAGAAUGAAACAAAAGCAUAGAAGUUUGAUCUAGACUGCUAAGAGUGUGACUAGAGACAGAAAUAACACCAAUUAGAAUCCCUAUUAAACUACUCUGGGUUCCAAUCCGACUGAAGUCAUACUCUCUACUAUUAACAUGACUGCGACUAAUGAAUCUAUUAGUGUUAAGAAUUCUAAAGCAGGAAGGAAAGUUAAUAAAUCUCCUGAAAGCGAAUAGAAUAAUUCUAACUUUAUUCAAGUUAAGAAUAAUAAUCCGAAUAAAAACAACUUAAAGGCUUUAAAGUAGCAGGAGAAGGUGAGAAUUAUCAUUUAGGGAUCUCAAGCCUAGUAAAGAAAAAAGUCUUACAAAUCUGAUAAAACUUCUCAAUCUCCUUCCCCAGAUUAUCAAAGCUAAGAGGGGCUGAAACCUGGUGCUACUAAUCAUAAUAGACAAAUUUCCAGCAUCUCCGAUACUCUUUCAACAAAUAUCUAGGAUAAUAGUACAAGUAUUCAAGCAAAGACUUAGGCACUCUUCGGUAAAUCCCCUAAAUAGCUUAAUCCUCUUAAAUUUACCUAGAGUUAACUCCCUAAGACCAUAGUAAAUCCAAGUGAAAUGUAUUCUAAGCCGAACCCAGGAGCUACCUUGUAAUAAGACUUCAAUCCUUAUUAAACCUCCUCCAUUCCUUAUAAAACAAACUAGCCCUAUAUUAGAAGUCCUAAGAGUUUAGCCUAACAGCUGACUGAAGCUGUCCAGAAUAUGACAUUGAAACAAUCUAAAUCUGGGAAGGGCUUAGGCACGUAGAAGAUUAUACUGCAAAGCAAGAGUGACGAUGAAAGAAAAGCUUAAAUCAAGCCUAAGAAACUCUCACCAAAGGCAGGGUAUUUACUCGAUCUCAAGAAAACAUUGGCUAUAAAACAGAAGAACAAAUCGCCUACCAAUUAAAAUGAUUAUAACAGCGGCGGUGGAGAUUCUCAAACUGCUAACCAAACGAAAAGAAAAACUAGCCAGGUUAGAUUGGAGAAGAACUUAUAGCAAAUAGUGUAAAAGUAGGGAAGUCCCACAAUGACUUAAUCAACUUAGUCCACUAAAAGAUAUAAGUCUCAGGAUCAAGAAGUUAAGACGCAGGAGUAAGUGCCUUAUGUCAAUCUGAUGAUGAUGCAAAUCAAGCAAGAAAUGAAACCUUUCCUUCAGCCAAUACCAAGUCAAAAGUAACUGAAUCAGAGUCCAGAUCGCUUGUAAUCCUCAUAGCAGUAGCAAAAGUAUUUGGAAUAUCAGUCUUUCCUUAAGAAUGCCAGUGCAAGACAGAUGCUCACUGAUGAGUUAAAGAAACUCCAAGAGAAUAUGGCUGCAAAUAGAGACAAUCUUAAGAUUUAAGGAAACACCUAGAAGAUCCAUGAGGGAUUUCUGAUCUCAACAAUGAAACGCAUGUCCCAGCAAAGCAGAUAAAAAUGA
This is a messenger RNA of Stylonychia lemnae, 3150 nucleotides long. Lineage: Eukaryota; Ciliophora; Spirotrichea; Sporadotrichida; Oxytrichidae. The record is from the annotation of a GenBank genome assembly.